AUGGGUCUUAUCAAACUAGCCAUCAUCUCAGGCGUAGCCGUAUACGGCGUCAACAAGAUGGCAAAGCACAACGAGUCCAAGAGACGCGGCGACCAACCUAACCGUACCGACAACUACUAUCGUGACGGCUCCCAACCACUAUACAAAGAUGCAGGCAUGACGGACAACCGAUAUCCUGACUACUACGCUCCUCCGAGUCAAGGCCAAACGUACCAAGAAAAAGAGCAGCCUCGUGAACUGAACUUUGUUGGGCGUCGCUCGUACCCAUCCGACUAUGCCCACGACCGCGGCCACAACGAAAAGAGCGGUCACCAUCAACAGCCUGUGUAUCUCCAGAACGACCCAUUCUCCCCAUUACCGGGGUCGAGGGGGCAGGAGGACAACGUACGCAGCGGGUAUGAUGACGGACCGGCACUACCGCCUCAGUACGACGAGUAUCGGCCCCGGUAUCAGAGCCAACGCUACCCGCGCACGGGUUUCGUUGAGCCAGAUGAAGUUUCAGAGUCGGAUCUUCAGAGUCGAAACGGGAACGCCACUGCGAGGCAAGGAAGCGGUAGAGGUACUGGCUCGUCCAUGAUGAACGGUCUGGCGGACCUUUUGAAUGGUGACAGGACGAAAGAUUUGAAGAGGAUGUUUGCCAAGUAA
Messenger RNA from Exophiala spinifera, 645 nucleotides. RefSeq lists its product as uncharacterized. The transcript has a single exon. NCBI's taxonomy places the organism in Eukaryota, Fungi, Ascomycota, Eurotiomycetes, Chaetothyriales, Herpotrichiellaceae. The coding region runs from base 1 to 645 and encodes 214 amino acids. The record is from RefSeq and is a predicted model, not a curated record.